AUGGCUCCGUCAUCCGGUGGCAUGGCGCGCGACUACUUGAAUAAGUUCCGUUUUCUACCUCAAUCGACUCCUGAACUUUCCCUACCCAAAGUUCCAGAGAAGCCACAAGUUCCAUACUUUUCCGUCUGGGUUGACGGUCGAAAGUUACGGUUUCCCUUUGAGAAGGGCAACCUCUCUGGUGCUACCCCUUUGUGGAGAAUCCAUGCCAUUUUGGCAGAACAGAAGCAAGCAGUAAUGGAAGCUGUCAGCAACUCUGGGUUGCCGAUCAGCUCACUUGACUCGGAUGUACAUGUACACGCGAACUGUGAACAUGAUGCACGCGCAGCUGUAGGAGAAGAGUGUGGUUUCUUCCUAUGCAGCUGUUUGUGGCGUCGGGGUCGACAGUUUGGAGUGUGCUUCGAGAAUGGCCGCCUAGGCGGCGCUACCAGGCCCUCGGAAGAGGGCAGUGCCGGCAAUGGUUUGCAGGCCCAAGUUGACGACGACGAUGUCUUCAGGCCCGAGCUGGGCCAAAACUCUUGCGAGGCGACUGCAGUCGUGAUGCAGAACAGAGACGACGAUUGGAUCGAUGCAGCAUCUUUGGGGAGUGCUCUCUGCUCAGGGAGCGCGUGCUGCCCCGCCGCUACAGAGGUCGAUCGAACAUUUCUUGGUGACGCUGCAGGGACGCUGGAGGUUGCUGGUGGCGGCCAGUUCCUCUACCAGACCCGGCCGACCAGGGAGAAGGUCACCUUCGAGCCGGUCGCCGCGAUUCAGGACUAUAGGUUCGCUGAAGUCACUGUCCCGCGCCCGAGCUUGAGUGACGUCGCUCAGGCCUUUUCUCGAGGAGUACUGGGUGAUGCUGGAGGCGGCCACUUCGCCUUCCAGGACGGUCGCUGCUCAGGAGCACUAGUUCUCGAGGAUGGUGGGCUGCACCUAGCCACUUCCGAGCCCCUUCUUGGCAACGACGGAGACGUAGGAACUGUGCCCCAUAAAGAAAUGAUGAAGACCCGCGAAGGGCAAAGAAGUGUUGUAGCGGCCAGCCCUUCCCCUCGAGAAAACUGGUCGAAAGAAGAAAAUCAAGAGCCAGAAAGGCCACUCCCGAGCCCUAACCCGCCACCAGCCCGUUCUGGGCUCCCGAGCGGUAGGACUCUCGAUGGCCAUGGGAAGCAGCCAGGCGGCCAGUUCUUCUUCGAGGACGGCGGCUGGGAAACUCUUGACGCGAAUACCUGUGGAGCUGCCAGAGACGGCAAGAAGCAGCCCCUCCACUUGGGUUGCCAGUGCGACUUUGCAGUUACCCACUGCAGUGAAGCAGCUGGCGGAGAGCUUCCUUGGGAGACGAAUUGCGAUGUGGGCAGCCACGGCCUGCAGCAGCACUACAAUUUGAGGCGCUGCCCAGGGCUGCUAGGAGAAAUCACCGCCUUUCAUGAUGAGGUGCCGGGCCGCGCUAACAGUGGUGAGGAACCCGGACCUCCGGAGACCGCGCAGCGUGACCAGCGAUACCCAGGACCCAAGGGAUCCGAGGGUAAGAGCGGUUUCAAUCUAGAUAUUGGCAGUAUCUUGGGGCCCGAUUUCGCCUCGAACAUCCGUGCUUUCAUCGAGGCCGCAGUGCAAAAAGCCAUCCAGGAAGCCCUGCAGGGCCUCUCGCUUGGUGACAGGCAAGGAUCUGAGAUUGAACAGCCUGGGCCGAAACGGCGCAAGCGUCAGCAUGGCAAAGCGUCCGACGCACCCGCUGGGGAGGAUUCUUCUGCUGCCUCCAGCGCCCAUGCCACCCAGCCUGACAGAAGCUCGCCAGAUGCCAAAGGCAAGGCCAAAGGCGCCAAAGGCGGCGCCAAAGGCCCCGGCAAUGGUCAAUCGCCGGGCAAUGUAGGCAAAGGUCGUGGCAAGGAAGGUGGCAAGCCCGCUGAGGUUGGCAACGGCCGUGGCAAAGGCGACGGCGCUAAAGGCAAAGACCAGCCAAGAGCAGCCGAAGCGCAGCCAACCGAUGAAUGGCAGACCGUAGACCGCAGAAAACCGCAGGCUUCGUGGAGCCUUCGGUCCUCGGAUUGGACGGCCCCUGCCGUCAACUUCGAUGCUGUCGCAGAUGAGCUGGAAAAAACCACUGGCGUUUACAAAGCUGUCGUACUUUGUGGGCCAGGGCAGGCCGACCUCUUGGCAACCUUGCUUCUUGGAUCCAAGCGACCUCAUGGGGUCGUUGCGGUCACACCUGAUCACCCUGAUGCCUCAGCUCGCUGUCCUGGUGCCAUAGGGAACAGCUGUGUGUUCAAGCAGGUCCAUUUCCAUCACAUCAGCACGGCUGGAAUUGACCUGCCGGGCCCAAAGGUAGCUGCUGCCAGGGCUCAAAAAGUCAUGCCGGCGAAAACAGCAGUCUUGUAUGUGAGGAUUUAUAAGAGGUAUGUUUCCAAGGCCACCUGGAAAGAUGUGAUAGCAAGUCCCCAGCGAGCUUUCCACACUUGGGUUGCGCAGCAACAUAUGAAAGUGCAGGACAGUUGGGGAUGGGCCAAGGAGCAAGCACAGGGGGAAGAUCAUAAGGUUUACGCCCUUUUUAGAGUCCCCGAGGCCGACGUUACAGCCUUCGUUGCAUUGAGUGGGAGGGACGGCAUCUUUAUCGACCCACCGAGAUGGAUAUCUUUCCCUUCAUUUGUUGUGCAGUGGGCUGAGAAAGAGCCCAAGGAAAGUGAUCUUGACUUCCUGCAACGGGCCAUCACCAGGAUGUGGAUGCUUGAGCAUGCCCCUUUCGACUGGAGUGCGGCCCAGGCUCUCGAGGCUGUAUCGAGCAUCUUUGCAGAAGUGACCAUGACUCGCCAGCAGCGCACGCGUAAGGGAAUCAACUUCUUUUUCAAAGCUGCUCACACCACUGAUCACGAUGUCGUUGCCCUUCCUUUUGAUGAUGGGGACCAGACUGAAAUUAUGUGGUGCAGAUGGGCGCCGGUCCGUGCAAGACCCCAAGCCCAAACCAUCAGAACGAAUGGCUCCUGGUCACUGUUGCCUCCGCGUGACCCCUUUGGGGACACCACCAAGGUUGCACAAGUUGUUCAGCCGGACGAGGACAAAAAUCAGCCGGAGGAUGACGCUGCCAUGAAAUCGGCCAACUCAAAGGAGGCUGCUCAGGAAGCUAAAGAGGCCAAGGAUGAGAAAGAGGCAAAAAGGGGCUCCCCGAGCAAAGGCACGAGCACCGCAAAACGCACGUGCACUGAAACCCGGGACCUUCCCAAAGGCAUGGUGCAAGAAAGUGCCCAUGAGAGGGGGUGGCAAAACAUCCUCUGUUGGAACCAGCGCUGCUGCUUCAAAGCACUCGGUCUGGACAUUGCCUUCACAGAGCUCGUGCAGUCACAAGUCGGCAGGAAUGAGGAUGUGUCCGUGCUCCCUGCUGCCUCUGAGACGACGGCGGUUGCAAGCCACGAUCAGCAUGAUGGAGAACUCUUCACUGGCCGAGGCCAGGCGCUUCACUGGAAGUGCCCGAUUUGCAAUUUCGGGAUUGUCGCGCAGGAUGCUUUUUCAAAAAGUGCAGACGCUGUCACUGCUGACAAGCGGGCCCACUGCACACAAGCACAUCCUGAUACUUCCUGGAAAAAGUUCAAAGCCCUCGACCGUGCCAGCACCAUUGAGAAGGCGGCCGUCACACGAAGGGGUCGCGAGUGCAUCAAGCGCCUUAGCAAAGCCAAGGGCACUGACCUUGAGGGUUUCAGGCUGUUCUGCUGGCCCAGGGCAGCGCCUUCCAAAACCUUUAAGGCUCAAGGUGGUCUUGCGGCAUCUUUUGGAUGGAUGUGUCUGAACUGCUGCGGUCCCUUUCGCACCUCUGGGGAUGCCCUUUCCCACGCCAAAAGGGGACUGUGUAACAAGGAGACCGCCCAAAAGAAAGCCAAGCGCCGUGUCAAGGCCAUUGACGUGCUUGCCAAGGCUCAUGGCAAAAACACGCCCCCCGGAGGGAAGAAGCAGCGUGAGAGCAAAUUGCUCCAACAGGUCUGCACGGUGGCAGAGGCCGAUAUCAACCAAUCGUCGGUGGCAGAAGGAUUUGCUUCGUCAAGAUGCGCCGCUGGCAUUUUUGAUUUUCAGAAUGACUCCGAAGUUAAGCAAGUUUUGAUUGCUGCUAUUUAUGCGCAAUCCGGCAAUCCACAGGCCGCCUCUGCGCAGACAGAGGACAUCUUGGCGAUCUGUUGUCACAGCAAUUUGCCGUUUAUCGUCGCCGGUGAUUUCAAUCUAGAGCCCCACGAGGCCAUUGUGGGCGAAGCUCGGGCCAGCGGUGCCGUAAACUCCUUGGAUGAUGCGGCCCAAGGAGCUCCGCUUCCGGCCACGGGGCCAGGACGCAAGCGACGCAUAGAUUUCGGCUUAUGCCACUGGUCGAUUGCGGCGGAUGCUAUCAUGCACUUCAAUCCAGAGUUCUCCGAUCACGCAUCGGUAGGCUAUCAGAUCCCUUUAAAUGUGCCUGACUUCCAUGUGGGUCCGCUGAGGCGAUCCCCACACGAUCAGCCUUUGGAGGAUGUUGCUGCAGCGUUUGCAUCCAUCGAUUGUGCCCCGUUUCGUGAGGCCCUCAAUCAUGGACAACUCGACCGCGCCUGGAAUUUCCUUUCGGCGUGUGCGGAGACAUGUCUCUGCCACGAUAGAGCUGAGGCCCUACCUAGACAUCAGUCGUGGAUGCCUCGCCGCAUGGAACAUCAGGCUCAUCCUGCUCUUCAGGGCUCGGCUACAGUUAAAACACUGACAAAGCUCCAGCGCCAACUUGCUGUUGUUCUUGAAACCGGUGACCCUCAGACUGCACAAAAGGUUGUGAAGUCCCUUCCACGGGCCCGCCGUUUUGUUCCAGAUCUCCCUUGGGUUAGCUCAGACUUUAACGAGCUUGCUUCGUUUGUCGACAGACGACUCCUUGAGUGUCAGGACCAGGAAGCAAAGGCCAUACGAGCCCGCUGGAAGGAACUCCUUCGGGAUGACAGCGGAAAGCAACGCACUUUUGUCAAAACCCGAGCCGAUGCUCAACUUGAGUUUGAAAAACGAUCACUUGACUUUGCCUCUGCUGGCCAAGCUGGCCCUGUACAUCCGUCGGUUGUGGUACGUGACCAGACCCAGGAAUGGAUCGCAAAAUGGCAAGCUGAGCCACAGCCAAAGCACGAGGCCAUCGAUCGCAUUUUGCAGAAGGUACCUACGGUGACGCAGACGGUUAUCGACUUAAAAUUUGAAGCCGAGGAGCUUCGCGCCGUUUCGGCUGCCAUAGCCGAUAAGGCUGCAGGUCCCGACGGCUGGUUUGGGCGAGAUCUACGUAGAAUGCCGAUCAGCUGGUGGGUGCACGUUGCUGCACUGUGGCAGGAGGUUUGGGAUCGAGGUGUUGUGCCUGACUUAUGGCGCUCGGCUAAGGUCGUGCUGAUCAAAAAGAAAGGCGGGCCUGCGACCAGACCAAUCACCCUCACCCAAGUGAUCUGGCGUAUCGGCACCAAGAUCGUCGCCAAAGCACUCCGAAAAUGGACGCCUGAAUGGGCCACCGAAUGCGACCACGGCGGUCUUGCUGGCCGGUCCAUUUGCGAUGUGCUGUCCCAAAUCCAAGCAGCUUUGCAUCGUGGGACGCGGAAUGCAGCGCUCCUCGACAUCGCUGGAUACUUUGAUUCGCUGUGCAUGCCGGCAAUGCAUAAGGUUUUUAAAAAACUGGGGGCACCAAUGCAGUUGGCACCUCUCUUGGAUUCCUUUUAUUGUCAGGCUUCGCGUUAUUUUUGCUUCGCAGGCUCGUAUGAUGAAGGCUGUCAUGUCAUCAAAUCGGGCUUCGCCCAAGGCUGCCCGCUCAGUCCGAUUGCUGCAGCUGCUUUAUCACAUUGUUGGAGCGCCUUUCUGCAAGCCUCGUGUAGCAAGGUAGGUGUGCAAGUUUUUAUGGAUGAUCGCACCCUUGUUUUAGAGCCAUCGGGGACCCUCGAAGACCUUGAGCGAGCUCUCAGUGCCAGUGCUGCUUUUGAUGAUGCCUUUUCGCUCAGGCUAUCUGCUGAUAAGUGUUACAUCGCAGCUGCUGUGCACAAUGAUGGAACGCAACAUCUUGCAAGGCGAUGGCACUUUAAGACCUGCACAACACUUGACCUCCUCGGUGUUAGCUUUGAGUUUGAUGGCUCAGGCGCUUUGCCCAAGUUCUCACUGAGAAAAGCUGUGCUGAGGCUCAGGCUUUUAAGAUGGACUCAAGCCGCCACGAGAGCACGCAUCAUGCUGGUUCGAUCCCUUGUCAUUCCGUGUCUGGCAUGGGCCUCAGGUUUUGCCAGGCCUACCCGCCAGGACUUGGAUGCUGUAAGAUCAGAAGUUCGUCACCUCUUCAGUGGAGGAUACGGAGGAGACACAGCCACUGUUGCCUUCUAUGAGCUGCUGGGCUGGGGCCUUGAACCUGCUUUUGCCUUGGAUCUUGGAUUGUGCAAGUUGGCGUGGCGGUGGAUUGCCAAACCGCCAGUGUGGCAUGACCUGUUGCCCCUAACCGCCAUGCCAACAACUUGGAUAGCUCAUCUGCCUCAGUUCGGUGAUCUUUUGCAUCGGACGGGGUGGUGGACGAAUGCUCGAGCCGACACCAUUUUCCGGAGAGAUGCCAGUGGAGGCCUCCGAAAAGUCUGUGUUGGAUUUGAAAAUUUUUCUGUCUUGAAAGGGUGGUUGGAGGAUUUUUAUAGAGGGCAGUUUCUGCUGAGGUGCCGCCGCAUUGCAAAAUCGCUUCACAGGGAGGCUGCACCCAACCUCGCACAAGGCUUGGAUCUCCAGGGCCCCCCGGCGGGAUACAGGGUAACGUUUCAGGGUCACCGCGUCAUCCUUAAUGAUCGUUCCUCUGAGUAUAACCGCCGUGCGGCUUUCCUUUCGGGAGGGACGACAUGGUUUUACAAUGCUAAUGCCCCGCAAGAUGCAAUAGCGGAGCGCUGCAGCUGUAUGUGUGGGAAUGCACAGCCAAGCCGAUCGCAUCUUUUGUGGGUAUGUCCCAAAACCAGUGACCUCCGUAAUGGCUUGAGCCCGCCACAGCAUCGUGGAGAGGAGCGCCUUCUGUCAAAGCAUGUUCCAGAACAGCCCCCGCCACCACCGGCUGUUGACCCCACUGGACUCACUGAGGAGCUCGCCGAGGCAAUUGCGACCGAGCUUCAAGGUGCUGAUCACAUCGUAAUUGCCACGGAUGGCUCUGCAAAAAAUGGAAUUGCGGCGCAUGCGGCGAUCGUCAACCGCCCAGAUCAAGCUUUCGCGGGAGCCGAUAAUACUGAAGACCAGUCCUCUUUCAGAGCCGAGCUGUGCGGGUUAAGACUCACCCUUGAGGCUGUCCUGUUAGCGGCCCAAAGCGGCUCCAGAGGCCACGUCUUUAUCGCUGUUGACUGUGAAGCGGCAUUGAAGGCUCGCUUCAAUUGCCAGGCAAUGCCCCUGUUUGGAGCUCUACUGUCGUCCCUUGUUACCGCUGUUCGGGCCCAAGGUGUCACUUUGACAUUCUUGUGGGUCCCUGCCCACGGGAGACAUCUGACUUGGAGACCGGAGCAUCCCGCCUUGAAUGCUGAUCACCUCAGAGUUCUUAACUCUGCGGCGGAUCAAGCUGCCAAAGCUUGUGUUGCCAGGCGACUGCGAGGCUCGCUUCGCGAAAGGUGGCAUGCUGAAAAUGCCAUCGCCAAGGAGUGGGAAGUAACUGCAGUCCGUGCCUCUGCUAAGACUGCGGAGAGACUGCACGAACACCUUAAAAGCCUUCGGGCCCUCCCCCGGGAGGUCCGUCCUUGCCUGCCUGUCGCACAAGGCCUCUCCCAAGGGGCCUAG
Messenger RNA from Symbiodinium sp. CCMP2592, 7704 nucleotides. The record is from the annotation of a GenBank genome assembly. Lineage: Eukaryota; Dinophyceae; Suessiales; Symbiodiniaceae.